AUGGGACAUUAUAUUGGGUUGUAUCAAUUUGGAAAAGAAGUGAUGAAUAGAAAAAAUCUUAGCAUUUAUGGCACUGACAGAGUAUGCCAGUUUUUUGGAAGAAAUGAACCGUGGACAUCAUUUAUCAAUCAAGGAAAUUUUCAAAUGCAACCAAUAGAACCAGACAGGAUGAUCAAAUUGUCUGAAAAUGUUUCGAUCAAACCUCUAUUAGUUCCGCAUCGUGGUGAAUAUAGUGAUACUGUUGCAUAUUAUGUUAAAGGUCCGAAUAAAACUAUCUUUUAUUGUCCGGAUGUGGACACAUGGCACAAGGGAUGGUCAAUACAUAUAACGGACGUGAUCAACUCGGUUGACCGAGCAUUUUUGGAUUCAACCUUUUUUAGUGGUGACGAACUACCUGGUCGAAACAUAAAUGACGUUCCACAUCCGACAACUGUUGAUACAAUCAAAACACUCAAUGGACUUGAAAAUAAGGUUACUCUUAUACAUUUGAACCAUACGAAUCCAUUGUACAGGGAUGGAAAAGAAAGAGAGCAAUGUGUCAAACUUGGGUUCGAUAUUACCCAGCAAGGUUCAACAUGGCAGUUGUAA
Messenger RNA from Didymodactylos carnosus, 588 nucleotides. The record is from the annotation of a GenBank genome assembly. NCBI's taxonomy places the organism in Eukaryota, Metazoa, Rotifera, Eurotatoria, Philodinida, Philodinidae.